This is a messenger RNA of Camellia sinensis, 1586 nucleotides long. Its product is annotated as ammonium transporter 2 member 5. Gene Ontology annotation, cellular component: plasma membrane. Gene Ontology annotation, biological process: ammonium transmembrane transport. Gene Ontology annotation, molecular function: ammonium channel activity. Lineage: Eukaryota; Viridiplantae; Streptophyta; Magnoliopsida; Ericales; Theaceae. The record is from RefSeq and is a predicted model, not a curated record.
UGAAAAACACAACCAUCGUAUAUAGAUUGUUGCCGGCUAGUUUUCAGAGCAAUAAGCGAUGAAUUCUACCGCCUUCACUCCUCUCCCUUCAAACUUGAUACCCGAUGAUGCGAGCCCUGAAUGGAUGAACAAGGGUGACAAUGCGUGGCAGCUCGUUGCAGCGACACUUGUCGGGCUCCAAAGUGUCCCGGGCCUGAUAAUUUUGUAUGGAGGGGCUGUGAAGAAGAAAUGGGCUGUGAAUUCAGCUUUUAUGGCUCUCUAUGCUUUUGCUUGUGUUCUAGUUUGUUGGGUUGGGUGGGGAUAUCGAAUGUCUUUUGGUGAUCAACUCAUUCCAAUCUGGGGAAAGGCAAAUCUUGCAUUGGACCAAGGAUACCUCCUCCACCAGACCUUUCAGGGGAUGUUUCCCAACGCGACGAUGGUGUUUUUCCAAUUUGUUUUCGCAGCUAUCACUUUGAUUUUGAUUGCCGGGGCCUUGUUGGGUCGGAUGAAUUUUUAUGCGUGGAUGCUUUUUGUGCCUUUGUGGCUAACCUUUUCAUACACCGUUGGAGCAUAUAGCAUUUGGUGUCCACAAGGUUUUCUAGCAGAGUUGGGAGUCAUAGAUUAUUCCGGUGGUUAUGUCAUCCAUUUAUCUUCUGGAGUAGCCGGUUUCACCGCAGCAUAUUGGGUUGGUCCUCGUUUAACGAAAGACAGGGAAAGAUUUCCCCCAAACAACAUCCUUUUGAUGUUAGCAGGAGCGGGAUUGCUAUGGAUGGGUUGGACCGGGUUCAAUGGAGGGGACCCAUAUGUUGUUAGCAUCGAUGCCUCGUUAGCUGUCUUGAACACACACGUUUGUGCCGCAACUAGCUUGCUGACAUGGCUCAUCCUCGACAUCAUCUUCUUUCGUAAACCUUCUGUAAUUGGUGCAGUACAAGGCAUGAUAACCGGUUUAGUUUGCAUCACCCCUGCAGCCGGGGUUGUACAAGGAUGGGCAGCCAUAAUAAUGGGAAUUUUUUCGGGCUCCAUUCCAUGGUUCACCAUGAUGGUAGUCCACAAAAAAUCUGAGCUCCUUCAAAAAGUCGACGAUACAAUGGGUGUUUUUCACACGCACGCUAUUGCAGGGAGCCUCGGAGGAAUCCUCACUGGUCUCUUUGCUAAACCAAAGCUAAGUAAGUUGUUCUACGGCAAGUAUGGCAAGUACGUUGGGUUAUUCCAUGGCUUCGCUGGUGAUGGAAAAGCCUCCCUAGGAGUUCGACAAGUACUGGUUCAGAUUAUCGGUAUAUUAUUUGUAAUAGGAGUUAAUGUUGUCAUCACGAGCCUAAUAUGUCUUCUGGUGCAACUUAUCGUGCCUCUGAGAAUGUCUGAAGAAGAUAUGGAGAUCGGUGACGAAGCUGCGCAUGGUGAGGAAGCCUAUGCUAUUUGGGGUCAAGGUGACAGACCCGAGAAUUCAAGGUAUUCGACGUAUAAUGAUAUUGAAGUGGCGGUGCCUAAGGAAGCUGGCCAAGUUGAAAUGAUAUGAAACCAUACACAUUUUGUGGUCUCAUAAGCUCCUAAGAGUGACUCAUGUCCUCUGUGUUAAGAAAUAAUUCUUUUUCUUGUUUUUGUUUUCA